Scutellospora calospora is the source of this 261-nucleotide messenger RNA. The record is from the annotation of a GenBank genome assembly. Lineage: Eukaryota; Fungi; Glomeromycota; Glomeromycetes; Diversisporales; Gigasporaceae.
AUGCAGUACUUUGUAGAAAAUGUUGAAAGGAUAUCACAAACAUUCAGUAGAUCUAGCAGUAUGCAAGUUGAAAAUUCCUCUAUUAGUUCUAGUGUUGAACGUUUUACAGAUGAAGAACCACCACCAAGUUAUUUUGAAGCUAUUUUACAAACUCCAAGAACAGAAAAUAAUAUCUCUAGUUCAGAAAUCGAACAAGAUGUAUCUAUUAGUACUAAUAGAUUGAGUGAUUAUAUUGCUCAAAAUAUAUCGCUCCAUGAGUGA